AUGUCGUUGUCCAAUCCUGCUCCAUCGGAGCCCACGACAAUCGCGGCAAUCGAAGCGGCAUGCAGAGUUUUUGGAUACCUCCAUGCAAACCCUCCGCAGCCCCUCAAGAUCUGGCCCGAUGAGUUGGAACUGAUUUAUUUCAUCAUCAUGAAUUACUCGAAACCAGGACAAACCAUCACUACUAGUAGCAGCUCUGGCGUGUCUAUUUCCAUCCCUCAAAACCUUUCGCCGACCCAAUUCCCUUUCCCGAAGACAUGGUUGACCCAUAAAGGACGAGCGCAAAGGGCAGCGAAGGUCUUUCUCAUAGACGCCAAGCGGAUCUUCCUCAUGACAGAUGCUUUUCAGGAUUGGAAGAGGCAGCUAUUCACAACAUCAAUACUCGAUCUGCCUAACGAGUUGUUGCAGCUCAUUGCAGCUCAGCUACCGACAAAGUCUCUCGCUAGACUCUCUCAAUUGAAUCGCCGUCUCUUCAACGUGAUAGGCUUUGAGCUCUGGGGACUGGAUAGGACGCUCGGGGCACUGACAUGGAGCUUGGUCCAUUGUCAGUUGACAGCCUACAAAAAAGCAGUCGAAGAACUCUCGAAGAUCCCUGAAAGUAUGGAUAAUGAGUCCACGUGGAAAUUGUUUCCUGUGAUAGGCCCCCACAAUAUCCAUAUGUUGGAGGGUAUGGCUUUGAAAGAUGGUUUCAUUGGGCAAUUGUAUCGUCAAUUCCUCAUGGACACGCUGUCGCAUAAUCUAGUAUUGACGAAGCCCAAACAUCUAUCUGUUGAGGAGGUCCUCAAACUAGGGGCUGAUCCGAAUGGCCUCAGUGAUGACCCCCACCUUUGCGAAUUGGAACUUGGGCAUAUUCCAAUAAUGUUCAUUGCCAUCUGUGGUUCCCGUGAUCACUGUGCUGACUUUCUAGAGCACGAGGAAUGUCCGCACGAAUUUUACGAUUUUUCAAAGCCAACAGGAAACGUCAACAAUGUUCGCCUUUUUCUCAAAUACGGGGCUGAUCCAAAUUCCCACAUGUCCGACAAAACAUCGGCACUUCAUAUGGCAGUCUCCUUGUGCAAGUUCAUGGGAAAGUCAGAGAUGGUGAAAGAAUUGAUCAAAUAUGGCGCCAAUGCAAACGCAAUUGGCCCCCAGGGGAAAACUCCUCUUCACUUGGCAGUUAGUCCAAAUAAUUGUUUUGACUUCCACGAUCCCUGCAAAGACACAAUCAAUGCCCUUCUUCAAGCCCCGGGUAUUGACCUUGACCCGCGUGAUGAGAAUGGCCGUACGCCCUUGAGCAUUGCUGCCGGCCUUGACAGUGCCGUCUCUGUUUGGUUUGUGGAAAGAGUGUUCAAAAAGCACAAUGUUGAUAUCAAUUCCCAAGAUAUUCAUGGGAAGACGGUAUUAUACCAUUCAGUGGAGAGCGGAAACAUAAAAGCUACCAAGCUGCUGCUGUCACGGCGUGGCAUUGACCCAAAUCUCAAUACUAAAUACUUGCCCUUGUUUUUCGCCGUUUCGAAUGGAAUGACAACGAUGGUGGAGAGUUUGCUAAGCAAAAAGGCAACCAACCCGAACUGGAAAAACAACAAUGGGCGUCUCGCUCUGACGUUGCAAACUUCAAAAAAUAUAAUCAAGCUGCUUAUCGAAGCUGGUGCUGAGCUGGACAUUCGAGAUAGCACGGGUCUGACUGCACGAGAAACGAUCUCCCAGGCGGGCAUCAAUAUUGAGCAGCUAAUGCGCCCAAGCAGAAAAAGAAAAAGGUAG
Molecule: messenger RNA, 1737 nt
Organism: Penicillium crustosum
Lineage: Eukaryota; Fungi; Ascomycota; Eurotiomycetes; Eurotiales; Aspergillaceae
Exons: 1
Coding region: 1-1737 (578 amino acids)
Cellular component (GO): cytoplasm; nucleus
Molecular function (GO): protein binding
Source: RefSeq, a predicted model, not a curated record